Molecule: messenger RNA, 1898 nt
Organism: Cucurbita moschata (crookneck pumpkin)
Lineage: Eukaryota; Viridiplantae; Streptophyta; Magnoliopsida; Cucurbitales; Cucurbitaceae
Exons: 7
Coding region: 113-1534 (473 amino acids)
Biological process (GO): clathrin coat disassembly; clathrin-dependent endocytosis
Cellular component (GO): intracellular membrane-bounded organelle; vesicle; cytoplasm
Molecular function (GO): clathrin binding
Source: RefSeq, a predicted model, not a curated record
AUAAAGCUCCUUUCUUUUUUCAUUCCUCUAUAUAUAUAAGCUUAGUACACUUUCUUGGCACAGUAUAUUCCGGCGUCUAAGCUCCCCUUCUCGCCGGUGAUUUUUCCAGUAGAUGGACGAAUCUUGGAGGAUGAGGAUGGGGAUGCCGGACCUCCCUCAUAGGCGAUCGACUGAAAGCUCGUCGAUUCGGUCCUUCUCCAAAGGUGCCAGAGCUCUGAACCAUCCCGACGACUUCUCCGACGUCUUUGGCGGCCCGCCGCGAAGUGUCCUCUCGCGUCAGUCAUCCGGAGAACUCGGACACAAGCAGUUCGAUUUCUUCUACGAAGAAAUGUUCCGACCGCCGGAAUUCUUCUCGUCUGCAAAGAAUGCUGGUCGGAGCUUACCGGUAUUCAGGAUUCCGUCAGGAGGCGAGGGGUUUUACAACGAUAUUUUCGGAUCCGAUCACGAGCGGCGAUCGAUAGAUAAGACGAGGCAGAACUUGAAAGGGAAGACGAAAUCCAACUCUUCGUCGGUGUUGAGCUCCGAGGAGGCGAGCCCUUUCCGGCAUGUAAGCGGAGACGACGUCGUGUUAUCCUCCUUCGCUGCGAAGCUCAGGCCUAUCAAUAUCCCAACAAAAUGGAACUCGUCAAAGAUGAAACCAGAGGAGCACCAAAAGAAACAAGGGAUGUCAUUCUUUUCAUUCAACCGUUCUUCCACCGUGGAAAACCAGUACGUUGAUGGUGAAGUGAAGGAAACUUUCAGGAGCUCCUAUUCGGGGUUCCCUCGGCCGGUGUCGUCACCGGAAACUAUUAGCCUUGAACCAACUUCAUACAGGAGCAUGAAAAUAUCAGUGGAUGAUUUAGAACCUAAUUCCCCGUCAUCUGCAAGCUCUUCACUGUGUCAGGGGAAACAUGAUAUUCAAAUAAAUGUGUUGGCAGAUGAAGAUGACGAAGUAAUGAGCUCUUAUGUCAUUGAAAUUGGUUCUGAUUACAGAGAGGGAACAAACGAAGCAGCUGCACUUGAUGAAGUCAUUGCAUGGGCAAAAGAAAAGUUUAAUACACAGACUUCUGAGACAGAUUUGAGCACAAGGCUGAAUGAUAGUCAACAAUUUGUUGAAACUGAAGGGCCUACUGUUUCAUGUGAAAUUUCUGGUGAACAGUUUGGGGUUCAUGACAUAACACAAUAUGCAGAGGUAGAAGAAAGAACGUGUUCAGCUGAAGGGGUGAAGGCAGAGUCUGAAAAAGAUAUGGAAAUGGAGGAUAUAGAUGAAGAUAUAAUGUUGUGGUCAUCCGGCAAGGAAACCAACAUCCGGCUCCUACUUUCAACACUCCACCAUAUUCUAUGGCCCAGAAGUGGGUGGCAUGUAACUCCACUUGCAAGCCUUAUGGAGGGUACAAAGGUGAAGAAAGCUUACCAAAAGGCAAGAUUGUGCCUCCACCCAGACAAGCUGCAGCAAAGAGGAGCCACAGACAUGCAAAAAUAUGUCGCUGAAAAGGCUUUCACUAUCCUCCAGGAAGCAUGGACAGCCUUCAUUUCCCAAGAUGCCUUCUUUUAAUAACAGAGGCAAACCUUCAAAGUUCAGUUUACUGGAAGUUGAAACUACAAGCGGUAGGGGUAGGUCAGGACAAUCAAUUGCUGAAAUGUCCAAGCCUGGCUGGACGGAUUAUAGCAAUAGAUCUGAUUUGCUUGCAAGAGUUCUACAUGUUCUUUUGGAUGAUUAAAGCAUAUGAACAUAUAGAAUGUCAGGUAUAAUUGCCUCUUGGUGUGUCUGUAUCUGUAUGUUUGUAAAUUUUGAAGGUGAAAUAGAAUUUGUUUGUUCAUUAUCUUGUUGUAUCUGUAUGUUGAGGAAGAAACAGAGAAUAGACUCAAUAUAGCUACUUUUUUGGUCCUCAUGAAAGGAUGAACAAUCGUUCGAGUUA